Bipolaris sorokiniana ND90Pr is the source of this 801-nucleotide messenger RNA. RefSeq lists its product as uncharacterized. Lineage: Eukaryota; Fungi; Ascomycota; Dothideomycetes; Pleosporales; Pleosporaceae. The transcript has 4 exons. The coding region runs from base 54 to 359 and encodes 101 amino acids. Gene Ontology annotation, biological process: mitochondrial electron transport, ubiquinol to cytochrome c. The record is from RefSeq and is a predicted model, not a curated record.
UUCACCCUGCCCUUCGUCUCCAACAUCGCAACCACACGACAAAUCUGCCCAAGAUGUCCUCCACAUCUUUCCCCCACCAUGCCAAGACGCCCGCUGCUAUCAGCAUGCGCAGCUCCUACAAGGCCUACAGGAGUCCCUUCGGUCCCCAAUACACCAUCCCUAAGAACUACCACGGCAUCACGGUCGGCACCGUCGCGAGAUACGGUACUCUCGCUGCUGGAUUCGGUGGUGUAGCCGGCUUCUUCGCCCUCUUCUUCUUCGCCGAAGUUCCCAAGGUGCGCGAUGAUAUCAUGAAGAAGAUUCCCGUCCUAGACAAGUUCUUCACACAUGAGAUUCCUCCCGAGGACAACCCUUUCUAAACACCCCCGCAAUUGGCAUCAUCGCUUUUUUCUGCCUGGGCUCAGUUGUGUUUGGGUGGUGAUGUACAACAAUACAGGGGGACAUGGCAUUAUAUACUAGCGACUGCGUGCGCGGAAUAGACCUCUUUUUGUCUUGAUUGAUUAUCCUAUGGACCCUUCUUGUUUGCCCUGUCUUUGUGAUUCUGUCGUCACCCGUUUCAAGGGCAUUGUUGUUCAGUCUAGCAAGUUGAUCAGCUCGUCAAAGACGCUGGUCGCGUUGCACAUAUGAAACUGCUGGUUUUGUAAAGUCUUCGCCAUUUGAGAUGAUAUCUCAUAUCUGCGCCAAUUGCAACAUACUCCAAGUAGACUCACAUCUAUUCAACACCCCCACGAAGUGCACCUGUAAACCUAACAAACUAUCCCAAAAACCAACAAAAAAGAAUGCACCAAGAUUCCAUCCGAU